AUGACCCGUGGCUGCCGAUCUUCCAGCCCCACCCUCGCCCCCGUCCUGCUGGCCGUGCUGCUGGGCGGUGCGGCCCGGGCGGCGGAGAUCGUGGGCGGGCGGGAAGCGGAGCCCCACUCGCGGCCCUACAUGGCGUCCCUGCAGCUGCGGUGGCUCCCCGGCCGCCACUUCUGCGGGGGGACCCUGAUCCACCCGAGCUUCGUGCUGACGGCCGCCCACUGCCUGGAGAACAUCAACUUCCGGUCGGUGCAGGUGGUGCUGGGGGCCCACAACCUGCGGCGGCGCGAGCGCACCCGCCAGACAUUCGGCGUCCGGAGGAUCUUCGAGAACGGCUUCGACCCCACGACGCUGCAGAACGACAUCGUGGUUCUCCAGCUGUCUGAGGAGGCCGCGCUGGGCCCCGCGGUGCAGCCCCUGCGCUGGCAGCACGAGGACCGCGACGUGGCGGCCGGCACGCUCUGCGACGUGGCCGGCUGGGGCGUGGUGAGCCACACCGGCCGGCGGCCCGACCGCCUGCAGCACUUGCUCCUGCCGGUGAUCGACCGCGCCACCUGCAACCUGCGCACCUACCACGACGGCACCAUCACCGAGCGCAUGAUGUGCGCGGAAAGCAACCGCAGAGACACCUGCAAGGGCGACUCCGGGGGCCCGCUGGUGUGCGGGGGCGUGGUCGAGGGCAUCGUCACCUCGGGCUCGCGCAUCUGCGGCAACCCCAAAAAGCCCGGCAUCUACACGCGCGUGGCGAGCUACGCGGCCUGGAUCGAAGGCGUGAUGGCCGGGGACGCGGCAGCCUGAAGGGGACCCGAGGGGCGGCGGCCACGGGCCGAGCAAUAAAAUCUUGUAGUCCUGCA
Messenger RNA from Ceratotherium simum simum (southern white rhinoceros), 851 nucleotides. Lineage: Eukaryota; Metazoa; Chordata; Mammalia; Perissodactyla; Rhinocerotidae. The record is from RefSeq and is a predicted model, not a curated record.